CUGUUCCUUGUUUGUUCUUUCUGUUUCCCUUAAUGGCCCUUUACUUUGCUCAUGGAGAAGAUGAGUUGCCAUCUAAUUGUACGAAGGAAUUCUCCUGUGGAAAUAUAGGCUAUCUGGAGUUCCCUUUUGCUAAACACACGCAAGCUGGUUGUGGUUUAGUGGCAGUAAAUUGUGAUACAACACCUCCAAAAAUCCAGUUGGAAAAGGGGGAAGAUUGGUAUCACCUUCAGAAGGUGAUUUUUAAAGGAUGGGAUGGCUAUACAAUCAUUGUUGAAGACUCAAAGCUCCGGAGACUCUUUGAGAGACGUAAUUGCAAAAUCAUAAACUACAGCAUCCAAUUUCGGAGUUCUCCUUCUAUCACACUCCGCAAUUCGGAGCCAUACGAUUUCAGCACCUUUUUAAAAUGCAAUCACAGUGAAGCUGAUGAUGAUAUCUGCGGUUAUGAAAGGUAUAACCACUGUACUGAAGGUUACAGUUUGUACUAUAAACGUCCAUUGAUUAAAGAGGAUCCCGCAUGUAUUCCUGAUAGCUGUAUCCCGUUUCCAACUCCAAUUUUUAUUGAUCAAACAAAUGAUACUUUAAUUGCUGGACUUGGACUGAAAUUAGAAGUCUCAAAUGCGUGCUAUAUGUGUUACUUUGGAGGAGGGCAAUGUUGGGCAGAUAGCAACAAUGAAUUUCAAUGUAAAAAAGGGAAGAGCAAGCAGAAACUGAUUCUAAUCACAGUACUUUCAGGUGGUUUAGCACUUAUCCUUGUAAUCUUGGCUAUCUUUCUUGUUUGGCAACGCAAGAAAGGAAGGAAAGGCUAUUCGAGAAAUACAUCUUCGGAUCCUGCCUCAGACCUUGAGAGGGGCCGUAGUAAGCUCUUUGGAAUUCUAGUCUUCUCCUACUCCGAACUUGAAGAAGCCACAAACAAUUUUCAUCCUUCUAAAGAACUUGGGGAUGGAGGUUUUGGCACUGUUUACUAUGGGAUACUUGGGGAUGGAAGAGAAGUUGCUGUGAAGCGCCUUCAUGAAUUCAACUGCAAGAGAAUGGAGCAGUUUGCAAAUGAAAUCUCAAUUCUCACCCGGUUAAAGCACCGAAAUCUUGUUACACUAUAUGGGUGUUCAACAAGGCAUAACCAACUCCUCCUUGUGUAUGAAUACGUUCCUAAUGGAACAGUUGCAAAUCAUCUCCAUGGAAAAAGAGCAGCAGAUGGACUGCUCACAUGGCCCACCCGCAUGAAGAUUGCAGUGGAAACUGCUGCAGCGUUGGUUUAUCUCCAUGCCUCAGGCAUAAUACAUCGUGAUGUGAAGACUAGUAACAUUCUUCUUGAUAACAAUUUCUGUGUCAAAGUUGCAGAUUUUGGGCUCUCAAGACCCUUCCCUGCAAAUGCCACUCAUACCACCACUACACCUCAAGGAACACCUGGAUAUGUUGAUCCAGAUUAUCACGAGUGUUAUCAGCUCACUUAUAAGAGUGAUGUUUAUAGCUUCGGGGUUGUUCUUAUUGAACUCGUAUCAUCAAUGCCUGCUGUGGACAUACGUAGGCAUACACACGAGAUCAAUUUGGCAAAACUAGCAACGAACAAGAUUUUAACUGGAGCAUUUGAUGAACUCAUUGAUUCCUCUCUGGGAUAUGAUAUGGAUACUGAAAUCAAGAGAAUGACCACAUCAGUGGCAGAGCUAGCUUUUCAAUGCUUGCAACUUGACAAGGAUAUGAGGCCUACAAUGGAACAUGUAUUGGAGUCGCUGAAGGAGAUUCAAGGCAAUGAGUCGAACAAUGGGGACAAAAGGGCGAAUGGUGAGGAAACUAAUGUAUCUAAAGAAGAGGAGGUGCAACAAAAAGCAAUGCGCUGGACAUGGGUUGGUCCCUCACUUGCAGCAAACAGGAAUUUGAAGCAUGCUGCAGCUACGAAGAACAGCUGUUGAAGUCACUGGAAUUGGCGAUU
Messenger RNA from Ipomoea triloba (trilobed morning glory), 1927 nucleotides. RefSeq names its product LEAF RUST 10 DISEASE-RESISTANCE LOCUS RECEPTOR-LIKE PROTEIN KINASE-like 1.1. Gene Ontology annotation, biological process: protein phosphorylation. The transcript has 5 exons. Lineage: Eukaryota; Viridiplantae; Streptophyta; Magnoliopsida; Solanales; Convolvulaceae. Bases 33 to 1907 code for a protein of 624 amino acids. The record is from RefSeq and is a predicted model, not a curated record. Gene Ontology annotation, molecular function: protein kinase activity; ATP binding.